CAAAUUGGCAGACGUUCACGCCGUCCACACAGUUGUCAAAUGCGUAUGUCGCGUACGAGCCGUCACAUCUGAGCCGCAACACCAGGUAAAUCCAGAACGAGAUCCAGUGGGACAAGUGGGACGCAACGGCCGAACGAGGAGAAUGUCAUGACAAACAGACGCUUGUGAAACGAAACGCGAGGACGUAGUGGCCCCAAGGUCCGUUAUAUUUAUAACGCACUGCACAACAUGGUCUCUUGAGCCCCGAGAUUUUCGUCUGGUUCGGAGUGCGAGAUUUUUGUUUUUGCGAUACCGUUCGAUUUCGUUUUGCGCCGUUCGCGUUUCAGUGAGGCGACGCGAUGAUCGUGCAUUAGAGUGAAUCAAACUGUGUUCAUAGGAUAAUUAUGGAUUCCAUACGAAAAUGGUUCUACAAACCGAAGAGGGACGACAAAUCGCUGCUGGCGCAGUUCUUCUACGCGGACGAGGACCUGAACAUCGUGGCCAACGAGCUGGACAGCUUCGACGGACGAAAGGAUCCGGAACGUUGCACCACGCUGGUGAACCAGCUGCGCCAAUCCCAGGACAAGGUGCUGACGAUCACCAGUGCCAUCAUGGACGUGCUGAUCGGCGACGAACGCGCCAACCGCGACUUCCGGGCCAAGUUUCCCGAGGACGUGCUUCAGGAGAAUCUAGCCGGACAGCUCUGGUUUGGAGCAGAAUGUCUCGCCGCUGGUUCGUCGAUAAUGAACCGCGAACACGAGAGCACGGCGAUGCGACCGCUUGCCAAGGCGGUCACGAAGAGCUUGGACAACGUGCGCAACCUGCUGCGCGACUCCUGCUUGCGCAACAACCAGCCGAACGGGCCGCUGAAGCUCGACUCGAACGAACUGGUCACCGAAAUGCUGCUCGAAAGCCUCAAGAUCUUCGACCGUUUAUUCGCCGAGUUCGAGCUGGCGUACGUGAGCGCCAUGGUGCCGGUGAAGUCGACGCAGGAACACGAACUGCAAGAAAUGAUCUGUGUGCUGUUCUCGGAGACGUUGCAGCGGGCGCUUAAAAUGAAACUGCUGACGCAAGACAUGGUGGACGAUUGCGAUCCGGCCCUCAUGUUCACGAUACCCCGCCUAGCCAUCGUCAGCGGCCUGCUGAUCUUCCCGAACGGACCUCUGUGCAUUGACAAGUCGAUGGACGAGAUGAGCGAGAUGUUCAGACCGUUCCAGACGUUGCUGCGCAAGAUCCGCGAGUUGCUUUGGGUGUUGAACAAGCGGGAGCUGUACACGUUGGAGAAACUUCUGUGCGACAACGAACAGAUCAGCGGCGCCAGCGCCGUCGUCGAUAUGAACGUGGAAAGCGAAUUGGACAGCUUCGUCGACCAGUUUUACCCCAUGAUCCGAGACUUUAGACUGCAACAAAUCGUCAACGGCACCAAAAAGGGCCCGGACUCCACCAAGAAGUCGAUCAAACAUGCGAAAAGGAAAGAGGAGCCGCAACCAAGCCCGCCGCCUUCCGUGACCACGUCGGGGAGCAGCGCUCCUUCCACCUCAGGCUACCUCAUCACGAACACGAUUACCCACAAUGCGAUGGUGGCCGCCGCCUCGAUGUACCGCAACGCGACGCCGCGAGACGGCUCCGGCGUCGAUCCGUCUUCGCCGCCCGAGCGCGACUCGAUGGAGGUGAUCUCUGAGGCGGCGGCCACGCUCUCUUCCAUCCUGAGUACGAGGGAACACAGCACCGGCACGGAGGCGGGUGAUAAGCCACGAAGGGAGAGGCCCUACAAGCACCACGAUCUCGACUCACCGAACGACUCGGGCAUUUGCACGGACACGACCAGUUUGGACCGGUCGCCCAGUUUGGAUCUGGCCGAGACUGCGCUCAGGGAGAUGACAUGUUCGUGUGCCGGUAACUCCUCAUCCUUGCCUUGCAACUGCCAACAGGCGGCCAGAAAAACCCCAGCUCAAACGAUACCGAACAAAAAGAAGUUGGUGUCUCGGCCUGCCGUCAAAUCGUCUCCAUCGACUACUUUGCUCACGCGCAAGAAGUCGACGAAGAGGAUACAACAGGAUCGGACACCGGACGAGGAUUCCUCCGCUUCCGGUGCCAGUUCGGACACAUCAUCUUACAACAGCGUUUGCAACGAUGAUGCGGAAAUCGCCUUGGCCCUUCAAGCUGCCGAAAUCGCCUGUAACAAUGAGACCAGGGCGAAAUACAAAUCAACUGAAGACUUGAUACACAGGUUGUUCGUUUGCAUAGCCGGAGUAGCCGACCAGUUGCAAACCAACUUCGCCUGCGACUUGCGUAUAAUUCUAAAGUGUGUGUUCCUGAUGAACGCGUCGCCCGACACCAACGAGCCGGCCAAGUCCUUGGACAAGGGCACUCUGGAGAAUUCGAUAGAGUACCACCCGUCCGAGGACGAAGUCAUCGAGAAUAACGAAUUUUCCGUCGACCCCGACAUACUUGCUCAAGAGGCGCUGUUCGACACCAACGUCUACUUCCACUUAGAUCCGCAAAGCUACAACGGUUCGAACUACCACAAUCAUCCGAGACGCUCGAGCAACGACGAACACUCCUCCACGUUGUACGCGUCGCUCAGAGAGGACGUGGCCAAUCUGCACGCCGAGUCGGCGGUGAACGAGGAGCCGCAGGAUCAGAUCCACCAAAACGAAACACCUCCAAUAUGGAUACCGGACAUGGAGGCGCCUAAAUGCAUGAGCUGCGGCGCCAAUUUCACCGUGGUAAGACGCAGACAUCACUGUAGGAAUUGCGGGAAGGUGUUUUGCGCCCGUUGCUCGUCGAACAGUGUUCCGUUACCGAAAUUUGGUCACGUCAAACCCGUGCGGGUUUGUAACAAAUGCUUCAUAUACAACCUAACGCCUUUCACGAUGAGCAAUUGAAAACGUGUGCAAUGCUAUAUUUUUUAUCGUGCUUUGAGACGCGGUUAAAUCAAUUCGAGUUAAAUUUUAUACUUUUGUACUGUUUUAGGUCGUGUAAUGUUUAAAUGUAAGGUUGAAGGUUGCAUCGAAUACUAACACACACGGGAGGCAUGAUGAAAACUAAUCGAACAUGAGAAUUUAAACGUUACAGCUGUGCAUUUUCGUUGUGCCUCUUUCCGCGAUCAUUGUCUCAAUUAUGUAAUACCAGUUUCACGAUAAUCACACUGGACAACUUGUACUUAUUUUUACCAAAACUGACGAAAGCUUUUUGCUGUAAAGGUACUUCAUAUUUUAUAUAGAUUAGAAAAUUAAGACUUUCCAAUUCAUAGCGAAAUCUGACAGUUUAAACGUUAAUGAUCACUAUACAAUUUCAUGUUUUGCCUUAAAAUAUACCAAUGUAGUUUAGUGCAAAGUUUCAUAUUUUUGUGUUGAAAAUUAUUUUUUUCAAAAAUAUAUUUUUUUAUUGUACUAGUGUCAAAUGUUAUAAAACCUUUUAUCUUCAAAAAAAAAAAAUAAUUUUCAAUAUAUGGAAUCUCGUAUCACAUUUUUAUAAGAGGUUCACAUAUUAUGUAAAUUACCAUUUAGAAUAAACAGAGUGAUUUAUACAUAUACAUUUAUUUAGUAAGUUUAAUGGAUUGUCGGUAAAAUAUUAUAACCCACGAUUUUUUUAACAUACUAAUUAAGUUAAGCUCAUUUAUAAGCUCUGUCUAUUCUUCAGAAGCAUUUAUUUUUUUAAAAGAACGUUUUAACGAGAGUAUUACUUUGAGGUUUAUUUAUGUGUAAGCAUAAUCUAAGUAAGUACAAAAAUUUUAAACUACUAUGUGUAAUGUCUCUCAAUAGUUUUUAAUUUGUUGUACUGAAACAUUUUGUGAUAAACUUGUAUAUUUUAUUUAUAAUGGUUUACGGGAUUAUUGAUAUCUCCAAUAAAGAUUAUUUUUCAUCAACUUA
Aethina tumida (small hive beetle) is the source of this 3854-nucleotide messenger RNA. RefSeq names its product lateral signaling target protein 2 homolog. The coding region runs from base 384 to 2867 and encodes 827 amino acids. NCBI's taxonomy places the organism in Eukaryota, Metazoa, Arthropoda, Insecta, Coleoptera, Nitidulidae. Gene Ontology annotation, cellular component: early endosome membrane. Gene Ontology annotation, molecular function: metal ion binding. The record is from RefSeq and is a predicted model, not a curated record. The transcript is spliced from 6 exons.